UGCGCUAGCGCACGGAAGUAUCGGAGCUUCAGGAUCGAGCCUUAAUCUCAUUCUAAUAAAAAGCUCACGCAUAAAUUGACGCGCUGUCAUUAAUGUUGAAUUUAAACAGUUUUUUUAUUGCGCGCCGAGGCAUCGCGCUGUGAGGUUGUAUAGGUGUUGAAUAUGUGUGACACGUGCGGUUUAUUGUUAUUUUUAUGGCCGACUUAUUAUGACUUUAUUUUGUGAUGUGCGGUGUAAAGGGUUGUUUUUCUUAUUGACUUAUCAUUAGAACUUGGCCGGUCGAACUGUGUGGUCGUGUUUGUUUUGUUUUACGAUGGAUUUUUAUCAGGAGUGUUAAGUGAUUUAUUUUUAGUUUUUUUAUUUGCUGAUAUUUUGAGUUAUCAUCAAGAUGUUUCUAAGGUUCGAACCCACAAAAUCCACCAAAGGUGCAAGCAAGAUGCGCCGGGACCUCAUUAACGCGGAGAUCUCGAACCUCCGGGACCUCCUGCCCCUCCCCCCUUCCACCAGGCAGAGGCUGUCGCAGCUGCAACUCAUGGCUCUGGUCUGCGUGUACGUUAGGAAGAUGAAUUACUUCCAGCAAGUGUUCAAAAGUCACGACUUCAGCUAUCAGUAUCAAGAACAACCAACACCCACUCCCAAUAUUGGAUUUUCAAAGGCAAUGAACGGGUUUAUGAUGAUGAUGACACAGAAUGGAAAACUAUUGUACAUAUCGGAAAAUGCGGCUGAAUAUUUAGGACACUCCAUGGAAGACCUCCUAAUCCACGGGGACAGUGUGUACGACAUCAUCGACCGCCAAGACCACCAGACGGUGCAGAUGGAGCUCAACAGAGCUGACAACACCGAGACUGACAACGAACCAAAGAAUAGACAUUUUUUCUGUAGGAUGAACGUCUCUAGGAACGCCAGGAGACAGAUGCGAUUUGGGGACCAGAAAGUGGUGCUAGUCCGAGGGCACUACGUGUCAUACCUGCCGCUGUGCAGCCGCAACGAGCCGGUGUUCCUGGCCGCGUGCACGCCGCUCGCCAUGCCCGAGACGCGCGAGUGCGUCGUGCACGGCGCCACCAACGUCUUCACCACCGUGCACGCCGUCGACAUGAAGAUCCUGCACAUCGACGCCAAUGGCGAGUGGUACUUAGGCUGGAAGAAGUCAGAACUGACGGACGUGUCGUGGUACCAGCUGGUCCAUUGGGACAGCCUUCGGGAGGCGCAGAGCAAACAUAGAUUAAUAACCCAAUCAGAGCAGGACAAAUGCUGUAUCCUGCUGAUCAAGCUGCAGCAGCGGUCGGGGCAGUUCCUGUGGGUCCACGUGGUACUCCAAGUCAAGGACGCUGCGGACUCUCCUAGACAGUUCAUCAUAGCUACUAAUCAGAUAUUAAGUGAAGAAGAAGCGUCAAUAAUGAUGGCAAACUCCUGGCUGUACCAGUACUACGGCUACCAGAACCAGCCCUGUAGCAUGUUGGAUCCUCGCUGCCAGAAGUUCUUCAGGAGGGACCAAUGCUACCAGGAACAGUAUCCGGAGACCUACCAGUAUAUGGAGAACCAGGAGGUGGAAUAUCCAGGUUACCACGUUUCUUCCUACGUACAACAGAAGCCAGUAGAAGACUACAACGGCUGUGAAAGGGUGUACUCCGAUAGAGGGCCAGUGGACUACUCCACGCACUCCCCGCAGUCCACCAUUAGUGAAGAGAGAUCACCCCACCACUACGACCCGCCACCAGAGAUCAUAGUGAACAGUAGCAUGUACAUGUACCCGCACCACGGCAAAAGGGAGUACUACGAGCAGUACCCGCGAGUGCCGUACAUGACUGAACCCUGCUCCACAGCUGUUUCUGAUGGUAUGGACUACCCUAGCGCGAAACGCAUGCGAUUAGCUCCCACAACUUUGGAGGAGACCGAUGGCAUGGACCGGUGGAACCCCAGCCCACCCUGGUCGGACACCACCCUGAAGGUUCCCGACUACAACCAGCGAUUCACCUACAUGAUGCCCAUGCCGCCUGCUGAGAGAGCAAUGGUCACCUAACGUCACUUAAAAUGUGUUAUUUUAACACAUUGACAGCCCAUGUACUACAUAUAGUACAUGCCCUAUUGUUAUGCUAUUGAGUCUCGUCUAGACAGCGAAUGUGUUAAAAAUACUUGUGUGUUCUUGAAGUGAGAUCAGGGUAAAGUUCAUUGUGGAAAUUCCAUGAUGAAUUACUUUUAGAAACAUUGUUCUUUUACAAUUACUGAGGUACGUUUCCGUUUUCAUGGGUAUUACCUAUUUGAUUCCAUGAAAAUAAUAUCACAUUAUCUUAGUAUAAGAAGGGAUAUUUCUCAUCAUCCAAGUCAGGGUAGCUGUUCAAUUAUUCUAUUAUAAUAAAUUAUUUUGUUAUGCAACAGAAUGAAGGUUUUCAUUCAUGAUCAUGAUCACGCAUGUAUAUUUUAUGAAGGUAUUUAAUUGUAUGUUUAAUAGUUACCUCUUUUUCAUAUUGUUUUCAUUUUCUAUCUCAAUUUGUGCAAUACAAACUAUA
Messenger RNA from Ostrinia nubilalis (European corn borer), 2507 nucleotides. RefSeq names its product PAS domain-containing protein cky-1-like. The record is from RefSeq and is a predicted model, not a curated record. Lineage: Eukaryota; Metazoa; Arthropoda; Insecta; Lepidoptera; Crambidae. Gene Ontology annotation, biological process: regulation of transcription by RNA polymerase II. The transcript has 12 exons. The coding region runs from base 389 to 2020 and encodes 543 amino acids. Gene Ontology annotation, molecular function: protein dimerization activity; RNA polymerase II transcription regulatory region sequence-specific DNA binding; DNA-binding transcription factor activity, RNA polymerase II-specific.